This is a messenger RNA of Ipomoea nil (Japanese morning glory), 740 nucleotides long. Its product is annotated as two-on-two hemoglobin-3. Gene Ontology annotation, molecular function: oxygen carrier activity; oxygen binding; heme binding. The transcript has 4 exons. Gene Ontology annotation, biological process: oxygen transport. NCBI's taxonomy places the organism in Eukaryota, Viridiplantae, Streptophyta, Magnoliopsida, Solanales, Convolvulaceae. The coding region runs from base 59 to 556 and encodes 165 amino acids. The record is from RefSeq and is a predicted model, not a curated record.
CUUCUCGUUCAUAGGUUCAAGCUUCCAAGUUUCAGAGAGAGAGAGAGAGAGAGAGAGAAUGCAGACGUUGCAAGAGAAGGCGGCGGAGUGGAGCGGGGUGGACACCAGCGACGCCUUCGCCAUUGAUGAGACCAAUCUCUACGAGAAGCUCGGCCUUCAGACCUUUAUCAAUCUCUCCACCAAUUUCUACACCAGGGUUUUUGAUGAUGAGGAGGAGUGGUUCCGCUCAAUUUUUGCUAGUUCAACAAAAGAAGAUGCCAUUAGGAACCAGUAUGAGUUCUUUGUGCAAAGAAUGGGAGGGCCUUCUCUGUUUUCACAGAGGAAAGGUCAUCCUGCCUUGAUUGGGCGGCAUCGCCCAUUUCCAGUCACUCACAAAGCUGCAGAGAGGUGGUUGCAUCAUAUGCAGCAAGCAUUGGACAGCACUGCAGAUAUAGAUGAUGACUCUAAAACCAAAAUGAUGAAUUUUUUCAGGCACACUGCAUUCUUUCUGGUAGCUGGAGAUGAGUUGAAGAAUCAAAGCCAAGCAUCUACUUGUAAGAAUUGUAAGCAUCAUUAGGGUGUAAGCAAGUAGAGCUUUUGGUAAAUUACUUAUGCUUGUGUUCAGUAAAUGUUCGUUUAUUAGGGUAAACGAACAUAAAUGAACAGAUUUUAGAGCUCGUUUAAUAAACUAACAGAGUCUAAACAUUUGUAUACUUGUUUGGUAAGAGUUUGCGAACAAGCUUGUUUAUUGUUCGUUUAAU